CUUAAAAAUGAGUGAUAACAGUUGUAGUCGAAGUGAUAGCUCAACAAAAUGAAGCUGACCAUAGGUUGUCUGUUUGUUAGUUUUGUGCUGUUUAACAGCUUGGAAAACGUCCAUGGUAAUUAUGCGUGUCCACCUGAGACGACGAAGUGUCCGCCUAUCACGACGAAAUGUCCACCAGCUAUAACGACGACAAAGUGUCCUCCAACCGGAACGACAAGGACUACAACUGGAACGACAGGGACUACAACUCGAACGACAAGAACUACACCUAGAACGACCACCAGAUGUCCACCGAAUACAACUAAAAGAACAACUAAAUGUCCUACGCCUAAGCCAACUAAACGUUCUACGACCAGGACAACUAGACGGACUAAGACCACUAAACGUAAGACAACUAAAAGAUCCACGACCACAAGAAGAAAAACGCCAAGGACAUCGACAAGGAAAACUACAAAAAGAACAACGAAGAAAGUAAAAACUACGAAGAAAGCUACACCGAAAACUACGAAGAAAACUACGCCAAGGACAACCAAGAGGAAUACUACGAAGAGAACAACACCGAGGACAACCAAGAGGAUUACGACGAAGAAAACUACCCGUAGACCAACCACAACUAUAAAGUGUACUACACCAAAACCGACCACAACUAGGACCACAACUAGAACCACAACUAGAACCACAACAAGGAGUACAACUACGCCUAGGCCAACCACAACUAUAAAGUGCACUACACCUAAGCCGACCACAACCAGAACCACAACUAGGACUACAACAAGAACCACAACUGGAACCACAAAAACAACACCUCCAUGCCCCACAACAACAACAACAAGGACCACAAAGGCAACCACAACACCUUCAUGUCCUCCAACAACAACAAGAAGGACCACAACUACCACAAAGGCAACAACAACACCUUCUUGUCCUCCAACAACAACAACAAGAAGCACAACUACCACAAAGGCAACCACAACACCUCCAUGCCCCACAACAACAAUAAGAAGGACCACAAAGGCAACCACAACACCUUCUUGUCCUCCAACAACAACUACACAGAGAACCACAACACCUCCUUGUAUAACCACAAAGAAAUCAACAACAACAUCAAGAAAACCAACAACAACAUCAAAGAAACCAACAACAACAUCAAGGAAACCAACAACAACAACCACAAGAAUGUCCACAACAACUGUGCGUCCUUGGCACCCAUGCGAGCUCUGCGGCCCUGGUGGCAAGACCUGUCCAGGUUGCCCCACUCAAGACAAUCUCUGCCGUGAGCUCAUCCAGCAGCUGAAUAAUCUUGAGAAGCGCAU
This is a messenger RNA of Drosophila busckii, 1313 nucleotides long. RefSeq names its product GATA zinc finger domain-containing protein 4-like. The coding region runs from base 810 to 1277 and encodes 155 amino acids. Lineage: Eukaryota; Metazoa; Arthropoda; Insecta; Diptera; Drosophilidae. The record is from RefSeq and is a predicted model, not a curated record. The transcript has 2 exons.